GUUUCCUUUCUCUCCGCUUCUCCACGUUGUUUCUUUCGCCAGCUCUUUCUCGAGGACUACGGUGUUUUUGCCUUCCUGUUUUUUUCCCCCAGCUAACCGAGAAGUCUCUCACACGUAUACUUCGUCAUCUUCCUCUAUUUGUAUAUCAUUUAGUUACGCCGUCACCCCUACAGACACACGCGCCUCCUCUGCGCAAAAGAUGUCCUCCUACCUGCAGACGUACAAGUACUACAAGGAGAAGAAGAUGGGCAUCAUCCUCGCCCCCUUCUCCGGUGGCCAGCCCAAGAGCGGGGUGGAGCUUGGCCCGGACUAUCUGGUAAAGCACGGCAUCCAAGCGGACAUGGAGAAGCUUGGCUGGAAGACGACCAUCGAGCAGCCGCUGGACGGCAAGGCGGUCGAGGCACGCAAGGGACGCGAGAAGGACGACAACGUGGGCCACAUCCAGCGUCCGCGCCUGACCGGCGAGUGCACACAGAAGGUGUUCGAGUGUGUGCGGAAGGUGGCCGAGCAGGGCCGCUUCCCCCUCACCCUCGGCGGUGACCACUCCAUCGCCAUCGGCACCGUCGCCGGCGUCCUCACGGCGCACCCGAACGCGGGUCUCAUUUGGGUAGACGCGCACGCCGACAUCAACACCAUGUCCGGCACCCUCUCCGGCAACCUCCACGGCUGCCCCGUGUCGAUCCUAAUGGGACUCGACCGCGCGAACAUCCCGGAGAGCUUUGCGUGGGUGCCACAGGUGCUGAAGCCGCACAAGAUAGCCUACAUUGGUCUGCGCGAGGUGGACGAGGCGGAGAAGAAGAUUCUGCACGACCUCGACAUUGCCGCCUUCAGCAUGCACCACAUCGAUCGCUACGGAAUGGAGCGAGUCGUGCGCAUGGCGAUGGACGCCGUCUCGCCCCUCGGGACGGAGCCGGUCAUGGUGUCGUAUGAUGUGGAUGCCAUCGACCCCCUUUACGUGCCGGCGACGGGCACCCCCGUGCGCGGCGGUCUGUCCUUCCGCGAGGCGCUCUACCUGUGCGAGCGCGUCGCCGACAGCGGUCGCCUCGUGGCCCUUGAUGUGGUGGAGUGCAACCCGCUGCUGGCCACGACAGAUGCGCACAUGAACGACACAAUCUCUGCGGGCUGCGCCGUGGCACGCUGCAUGAUGGGGGAAACCUUGCUCUACCCCGCCAAGAGCUCGCGGCUGUGA
Molecule: messenger RNA, 1189 nt
Organism: Leptomonas pyrrhocoris
Lineage: Eukaryota; Euglenozoa; Kinetoplastea; Trypanosomatida; Trypanosomatidae
Product: arginase
Exons: 1
Coding region: 200-1189 (329 amino acids)
Cellular component (GO): cytosol; cytoplasm; nucleus
Molecular function (GO): arginase activity; manganese ion binding
Source: RefSeq, a predicted model, not a curated record